GGCAUUUCUGCAAAUACUUACGAAAAACAAAACAGAUUGUGCAAGAGCACACAGAGCCACUGAACUCGAGUCCCCGUGUUUCUUGGUCGAAAUGGAGCUCUCCGUCUCAACUCACUUGUCUCCUCGAGUUUCAUCUUCAUCUCACACACAUUUGUUCUAUAAUUAUCACCCAACUUGCAAACCCAACAACUUGCUUCUCAAAUUCUCCAGGAAUUCAUCUCCAAUUGUGCUUUUUGAUCACAAGAGCGGCUCAAGAACCGUGUUAAAACAACAAAAGAAGAGUCUUUUCAUCAGGGCCUGCGCUCAAGUUGGUGCUGCUGGCUCUGAUCCUGCAGUGAACAAAAUUUCAGAGUUUGCGGAUGCAUUUUGGAGAUUUCUGAGGCCCCACACAAUACGCGGAACAGCAUUAGGAUCAAUUUCUUUGGUUACAAGAGCUUUGAUAGAGAACCCGAAUCUGAUAAGGUGGUCAUUGUUAUUGAAGGCGGUUUCUGGGCUUCUUGCUCUGAUAUGUGGCAAUGGCUAUAUUGUGGGAAUUAAUCAGAUAUAUGAUAUUGGGAUUGACAAAAUAAACAAACCUUUUUUGCCUAUAGCCGCCGGAGAUCUUUCUGUUCGACAUGCAUGGAUUUUAGUGCUAUUUUUUGCAGUAGCUGGCCUCGUGACUGUUGGAUUGAACUUCGGUCCAUUUAUUACAACUCUAUACAGUAUUGGUCUAUUUUUGGGAACAAUCUACUCGGUCCCCCCUCUCCGAAUGAAGAGAUUUCCUAUCGUAGCAUUUCUUAUAAUUGCCACAGUGCGAGGUUUUCUUCUUAAUUUUGGUGUUUAUUAUGCUACAAGAUCUGCACUUGGACUCCCAUUUGUGUGGAGUUCGGCAGUGGCUUUCAUCACAACUUUUGUCACGUUGUUUGCAUUAGUUAUUGCCAUAACAAAAGAUCUUUCUGAUGUAGAGGGGGACCGGAAGUUUCAAAUAUCUACUUUGGCUACAAAGCUUGGUGUCAGAAACAUUGCGUUCCUCGGUACCGGGCUUCUGCUUAUAAAUUACAUUGGUUCUGUACUAGCAGCGAUCUAUAUGCCUCAGGCAUUCAGGGGAAGCUUAAUGAUUCCAGUACAUACCAUACUAGGAUCUACUUUAAUUUUCCAGGCAUGGUUACUGGAACAAGCAAAAUAUAGUCAGGAGGCAAUCGCGGGCUUCUAUCGGUUUAUAUGGAAUCUAUUCUACAUUGAGUACAUCAUAUUUCCUCUAAUCUAAUGAGUAAUAAUCAAUUAUGUACAAGAAGUUUCUCCAGUAUUAUUUGGGAGUCAGACGUUACUUGGAAAAAUGGCUUCCUGGAGUCUAAAUGACUAAGCUGAAAGCGACACACUGGUAAAUCUGCUCAAGAUUCAAGAGAUACUACAACUCAUUUUACUAUUUUGACGAAAGCAGUAGGGGAAGCACUAUAAAGAGAAGAUUUGUACUAUUUAGUUAUGGUAAUUUAAAAUAUCAGCCCUUCUUUAUUUAUCUUUUUUCCAUGAUGAAUGUGUUAUCAGCUAAAUCCUAAAAGUAUGUAAUUAAGAGGUGCUCAAGGUUCUAGUUGAAAUUAUAAUUUUACUUCC
Molecule: messenger RNA, 1590 nt
Organism: Daucus carota subsp. sativus
Lineage: Eukaryota; Viridiplantae; Streptophyta; Magnoliopsida; Apiales; Apiaceae
Product: homogentisate solanesyltransferase, chloroplastic
Exons: 10
Coding region: 92-1246 (384 amino acids)
Cellular component (GO): membrane
Molecular function (GO): prenyltransferase activity
Source: RefSeq, a predicted model, not a curated record